AUGGCUGCAGUCAUUUCAGACAAUGAUAACAUUCUGGAUGGGGCGAACGGCGAAGAGGAUCCAUCAGAGCUAGAAGUCGCUGCAGAAAGCAAUUGCAGAAACGAGAUGUCAUCCUCCAUCGCAACUCUGAGGGCGAACCCUAAGUACAGCGACUUCCUGAUCCUCUGCGGUGAUCAUAUCUUUCCAGCCCAUAAGGCGAUAAUCUGCUCGCAGUCCGACUUUUUCGCCAAAGUGUUCGACUCGCAUUUCUCCGUCGGUUACCGAGUUGCUUCCUCGUCUAUAACAAGCAAGCUUCUGACAACAAUAUCGCAGGAAGCCUGCACGGGGCGAAUCAGGCUCCCUGACCAUCCGCUGGUCGUCCUUCUGCUGCUCGAUUACCUCUAUUCAAGCGAUUACACAUUCUAUCUGGAUUAUGAGUUCCCUACAUCGUUCUUAGCUGAAGGACAGAGUCCACCAGGCGAUCUUGUCGAUCGUCUCCACUGCUGCGAACUCUCUGUUCAUGCACAGGUGUUCCUCGUCGCGGAUCGCCUUCUUAUUAGAGGAUUGAAGUAUCUGGCCAAGGAGAAGUUUGCAGAGAUUCUCAGAAAGGCAUCGUUUCCGACGGUAUAUCCCCGUGCUGUCAGGGAAGUCUAUACAAUGACUUCGAUACACCAUCGGCUUCUGCGUGAUGUAGUUGUCGAUUUUACGUUGGAUACCUUACAUAGCCAUGGCGAAAGGGGCCACUUUGAUCCCAACUUCCCGAGGCAUAUUCUCGAGGAGCUUCCGGAGUUCGCGCAGGACUUGACGACUAAGCUUGUUGAUGAAUGGGUGGAGGAUGAGAAGAGUAUCGCUUCGGACUUAAUGCAAAUCGCGGAAAACUUUCGGCUUUGUUGA
Molecule: messenger RNA, 873 nt
Organism: Aspergillus novofumigatus IBT 16806
Lineage: Eukaryota; Fungi; Ascomycota; Eurotiomycetes; Eurotiales; Aspergillaceae
Exons: 3
Coding region: 1-873 (290 amino acids)
Molecular function (GO): protein binding
Source: RefSeq, a predicted model, not a curated record